Neodiprion fabricii is the source of this 2107-nucleotide messenger RNA. RefSeq lists its product as uncharacterized. Gene Ontology annotation, cellular component: cytoplasm. Gene Ontology annotation, molecular function: nucleic acid binding; 3'-5'-DNA exonuclease activity. Bases 313 to 1278 code for a protein of 321 amino acids. The record is from RefSeq and is a predicted model, not a curated record. The transcript is spliced from 4 exons. Gene Ontology annotation, biological process: DNA catabolic process. Lineage: Eukaryota; Metazoa; Arthropoda; Insecta; Hymenoptera; Diprionidae.
AAGAUGAAUGGAGGCAUCAGGAGACAUGAGCCACGGGUCAAGUGUACUCCUCUGUUAUAAUAAUAAAGUGCUCAUUUAUUACACAUGACGCCAUGCGAUACGUGACUGUGACGUGAUGUGUGAGAUGUCCAUUGAACAUUAACGAAGUAACGGAAAAGACCAAAUUAUUUUAACAAAAGACUAAUAUAUGUAUUUUAUUUAUUUAAUUCUUAUUAUUGCAUAGAUUCAGACUUGAUACAGCAGGGGAUUAAUAUUUUUUAAAACUUGUUUGUCUCAGCACGUCACACAGUAAUCAUAAUUUUCUAUAUCAAAAUGAGUGAGACAGAAUCAAAAGAUGACUUAGAAUCUGUCAUUAAGAUCCAGACCUUUGUAUUUUUUGAUUUGGAGACGACAGGUUUCAUUCAUGGCUCUAGUGUGCCCAGAAUAACCGAAAUAUCUCUCAUUGCAACUGCAAGAGAUUCCUUACUCAGUACGGACCUUACCUUGCCCAGAGUUUUGCACAAGCUCCUAAUCCCGCUGCAACCUAUGCGACUCAUUCCAUUGGAAAUUUCUAAAAUAACAGGUCUCUACAACGAUUUACUGGAACACGAGAAGUCGUUUGAUCACCAUGCAUCCGACUUAUUGAACUCUUUUAUCAGUAGGCUACAUCCUCCGGUAUGUUUUGUGGCUCACAAUGGAAACAGAUUUGACUACCCGAUUAUUUUGUCUGAGUUGAAUCGCAUCGGAGGGACUUUAUCCAAGAAUAUUUUAUGCGUUGAUUCGUUAGAUGCGUUUAAAAAUUUCUUUAACCACGGUCAUCCUGACGAAAGUAAAAAACCUAUUGCUCCGUUAAUUGUAUCCAGCGAUGAGAGUACAACAUUCUUUGAUGAUGGAUGCGACACAGAACUCUCUGUAGCCCUCGAUGCAUAUGAGGUCUCUUCGACGUCUCUAAGAAAUGAGUGCGUUGAUGUAAAAUACGUACAGUCAAGGCAAAAAUUAAAUGAGACAACACCAACGCAUCAGAAAAGCAAUCCAAUGAAUAUUAAACCACGUAAGCCCUUCAAGAACAAAGAUGGAUCACUAGCUAAAAAACGAUUGCCAUUUACCUAUGGUCCGCCCACUAAUUUCAAAUUGGAAACACUAUAUAGGCACCUCAUAGGUGUUGAUCCACGCAAUUCUCACUCUGCAGAGGAUGAUUCUUUAUCGCUGCUUACCUGCGUACUCAAAAUUGGUGUUUCGUUCGUUUCUUGGGCAGACCGCAAUGCUGGUCCAUUGAUUCGAUGUGCAAUAAAAAAGUAAUACAGCUUCAUCUUUUACAUGGAGUUUUAUUAUUAUGAGAUCUCAGUACCAAAAGAAGCUGUGAAUGUUGCUGUUAAAAUAAAUAUAGCAUGCUAGUUAGAGUUGCUGCUGAAUAAAAGUUAUCCAGAACAGGAAUGUAAACUAUGCAGAUACAAUGCAUAGCAUUUUUGCUCUACUAAGUUAAGUUGGGUUGAAAGAGAAAUUUGAAGUUAUUGCAAAAAUGGAUUUAUCCUUCAUAAUGAAUGUUCUGUGAUAUGCAAUCUUCUACCAUCGAUUACUCUAAUUUUUAUCAGAUUUUACCUAUUUAAAAUUCAUAUAUAUUUUUAAUUAAAACUAAGUCAUAUUUGGGUUUGCCAGACAAAAAAUCUACAAUUGAUUUUCGCGUAUAUUACUUCAUGCAUGUACAAAAAUCUUAUAUCUAAUAAAACCAAUGUGUACGGGGUAAAAAAAUAUUUUACAUAUCCUACCUAUAAUUAAAAAUGAUUAAAAGUAGCUAUAAAGUCAUAACAGCUGAAACACGUAUUAAAUAUAAAAUAUUUAUAAAAUAUGUGAUCGGAUAAAGGCUGAAACAAAUUUUAAACAAAUAGUUUUUAUAUGGAUAAAAUUUUCUAACUAAAAUAGUUUGUAUAACUGUAAUAAAAAUAUUUUUAAAAAACCUUUUAUAAACCUACGAUAUUAACGAGAUUUUAACAUAAUAUUGUCACAUGAAUUCCUAAUUUAGAAUUUUUUCCCGAUAAUGUACAAUAUCUAAAACUCCCGCUGACAUUUAUGCAACAUCCGCACUUUUAUGUACAGUGACGAAUAUCGUGCUGUACAAGUGUACGUCAAA